Cuculus canorus (common cuckoo) is the source of this 3415-nucleotide messenger RNA. It is a transcript of the gene KBTBD13, whose product is annotated as kelch repeat and BTB domain containing 13. Lineage: Eukaryota; Metazoa; Chordata; Aves; Cuculiformes; Cuculidae. Bases 205 to 1587 code for a protein of 460 amino acids. Gene Ontology annotation, molecular function: protein binding. The record is from RefSeq and is a predicted model, not a curated record. The transcript has a single exon.
CGGAUGCCUUUGAAGGACCCCGGUCACGAGCUCUGCUAUCUUUAGAGGGAGGUAUUUAUAUUACAAGCAGUGGUGUGGCGGCAGCCGGGCAGCACUAAAGGCAUCAAAGAGUGGUGGAGGCAGGAGGGGGCUGCACAGGGGCAUAGCACGGAGGAGCAUUGGGUGCUGCCCCCACCCCAAGAGCCACUGAGCCCCCAGGUGAGGAUGACCCCGGAGGAUGAAGGCUCCCGGGCAGGGCCCCCAGAGCGGGUACGUAUCUGGGUGGAGGAGCAGUCAUUCUGUGUGGAGAAGACCUUGCUGGUGGAGAGCAGUGAGUACUUCCGUGCCCUCUUUCGCUCUGGCAUGAAGGAGAGCACGCAGGAGGAGAUCAGGCUGGGGGAACUGAGUGCGGCUGGGUUCCUCGCCAUGCUGCAGGUGCUGGCAGGCAAGAGGCCCAUCCUUGGCAGUGAAGAGACCAUCCAGACCGUUGAGUGUGCUGCCUUCCUGCAGGUAAAGCCCUUGGCCAAGUUCUUGAUCCACUCCAUCAACUCUGACAACUGCAUCCUGCUGUAUCAAGCUGCCGACAUAUUUGGCCUCCUGGAUCUCUUCCACUGUGCCGCCCUCUACAUCAGGGACAGCUAUGCGGAGCUGGAGGAGUACCUGGACUGCCUCUCCGACGACUUGCUGGCCUAUGUGGAAGCCCUCCUACCCAGCACCUUUGUGGCAGUGGGAGCCCACACACCCACAUUCGAGUUCUUGGAGGACCUCUCCAGAACCAUCUGCUACCUGGAUGAAGAGACAAACAUAUGGAGGACCCUUUCCUGCCUGCCGCUGACCGCCAGCACAUUCCUAGCCGGCAUUACGACCAUGGAUAAUAAGAUCUACAUUGUGGGUGGCGUUUAUGGAGCCAGCAAGCAGGUGGUGGAGAGCAGCUUCUGCUAUGAUGCUGAUGCCAAUACCUGGAGUGAGUUCCCAAGCCCUCAUCAGCUGCGCUACGAUGUCAGGCUGGUGGGCCACGAGGGCUACCUCUAUGCCAUCGGUGGGGAGUAUGAGAAGAUCUCACUGAAGUCUGUGGAGAGGUAUGACGUGGCCUCCAAUACCUGGACAUUUGUCUCUGAUCUGCCACAGCCAAGCUCAGCAGCACCCUGUGCCCAAGCCAUAGGGCAGAUCUUUGUUUGUUUGUGGAAGCCAUUGGACACCACUAUCAUCUACGAGUAUGAGACUCAGCAAGAUGUAUGGCUUCCCAUCACAGAGCUCAAGCGACAUCAGAGCUAUGGGCACUGCAUGGUGGCCCACCGUGACAACCUCUAUGUCAUGCGAAAUGGCCCCUUGGAUGACUUCUUGCGUUGUGUCAUUGACUGCUUCAACCUGACAUCGCAGCAGUGGACCUCCCUGCCCGGGCAGUUCAUGAACAGCAAAGGAGCCCUCUUCACUGCUGUCAUCAAGGGUGACACUGUUUACACUGUCAACAAGAUGCUGACACUCCUCUACUCUGUGGAGGAGGAUACCUGGAAGUCCAAGAAGGAGCGAGCAGGUUUUCCACGCAGUGGCUCCCUACAGACCUUCCUCCUGCGUCUGCCGAGGCGCGACCACAACAUUGCAAUGUAGGUGGCCUCCCAUCCCGUGCUGGAGUGCUGUCCUUGCACGUGGCCUCAGCUUUGCACCUACCACUCCCUCAGGCUCCUCUCCUCCUCUGUGGAGCCAUGCUCAGGUCCAGGGACAUGUGAUGUUGGACCUUCAAGGUGACACUAGACCCUGCCAAAGGGAAAGGGGCUGCAGGCAGCUGCUGCUUGCCUCUGCCUGCACUGCAUGGGCUGUGUGCAAAGUCCUGCCAGAUGUGGACUUGCAAGCCAACUGCAUGCAGGUCUUCAUGGCUUCUGCAGAGGACAGGUACCAACGAGGUGCAAACAUGGGUUAUAUUUAGUUUGACCUCACUGUGAAGGUGUGCAGCAUCCCACCUCCUCUCUGCCCUUUUGGGAAAUCAUUCAUUAUAUCCUGGAAUUAAAUGGAAAGCCACAGAAACCAUUUUGUUUUUCAUUGCUUUUGGGGCUUGUGUCUCUCCCCCCCCGCCCCCAGCCUACUGAAGGAAAAUACCUCCUAACGGGGAUCCACGUCAAGGCUUGCUCCUGCCCACUGAAUGCUUUUUCAGCUGCACUCUGUUUCAGAGCUAUACGUGGGAGUGUGGUUCUCACGCAGCCCCACGCUCCCUAGGGAGGUCUCCAUGGCUGUUCCCGGCCACAACAGGGUCCUGAGAGGAGGAGGGGGAGAUUGGAAGGAGGGCGAAGGACAUUUGUCUUUGGUCUGCCAUAGCCUAGUGCAGCAGAACCCUGUGCCCAAGCCAUGGGGCAGAUCUUUGUUUACUUGUGGAAGCCACUGGACACCACCGUCAUCUACUCCUCAGGGAGAGCUCUGUGGCUGGUCCUGAUUGCAACGAGGUCCUGGGAAGAACAGGGGAGACUGGGAGGGGUUUUGAAGGAAAGUAUCUCCUGGGCAUCAGGUGCUUAAUGCACUGAGGGGUUUCUGGGACCUGGUGACUAACUGUUACCUCCAAAGGCAUUAGCCAGCUACCGUCUCCUCCAGGCUUGUCUGCCAAGCCCCAGCACAGACCCACCAGGGUGGCAGGUGCUGGCCUUUAUCAGAGGCUGGUUUGAGCCAGGACAAGGUCUUUUUAGGGAGGAUGGCGAGACACUGGCACAGGUUGCCCAGGGAAGUUGUGGAUAACUCCUCCCUGGAGUUGUUCAAGGCCAGGUUGGAUGGGGCCUUGAGCAGCCUGGUCUGGUAGGAGGUGUCCCUGCCCAUGGCAGGAGCAUUGUAACCAGAUGAUCGUUAAGGUCCCUUCCAACCCAAACCAGUCCAUGAUUCUUUUUAGGACAUGGCAAACCUUGGAAAUAUAAAAGGGUGCAAAAAGGAAAGGAAAGGAGAGAGUGUCACCAUUGUAUGGCCAUGCCAGGCUUGCAGAGGCCUUCUCUGUUAGCAAAGUUCCAUGACCAGAUGUGCUGUUCUCAUGAAACACCAUCCUCCAGCAUCAAAGGUUGCUGGCACUCAGCACCAGCUCUGUGGCUGCUGGGAGAAUGCAGAGCUCCCCUUUGUGACCGCAGCACUGCUGGGACCAGGGCAGCAGCAAACCCACACUAUGGCUGAGCCAGUUUCCCAUCCACAGGGCAGGCUUCAGGCUGCCCGUGCCGCCCUGGCCGAGACGCAGCGGAAGGGAAUACCAGCUGGGAUGCCUCAAAUACCUCCACUGCUGACCAUCGCCAAGUUCUCAGCAUUUUCCGAACAGUUCCCGCAUUUGAGAAAAACAACACACACCACCACCACAAACCAAAACAAACAAUAAAACCCCAGCUCAUAUCCAUGUUCAGAUUGAAAACCACUUGUCCCUAUUUGCCCUCUGCUGCUGGGCCAGGCCACCACCCCAUUGCCACCCCUAGAAUGA